This is a messenger RNA of Rhinichthys klamathensis goyatoka, 1025 nucleotides long. It is a transcript of the gene enam, whose product is annotated as enamelin. The coding region runs from base 16 to 741 and encodes 241 amino acids. The record is from RefSeq and is a predicted model, not a curated record. NCBI's taxonomy places the organism in Eukaryota, Metazoa, Chordata, Actinopteri, Cypriniformes, Leuciscidae. The transcript has 8 exons.
AGCUGUGAAAUAAUCAUGAUCAUGAAAGCUGUGGCGUUGUUGAUGUGUUUGCUGGGCUCCUCGCUAGCUGCACCUGCCCCUGACAGCGGCAGCAAUGAGCAGGCAGUUGGUCAUGCUAACACAGCUCUCCAGUUGAUGGAACUCUACAGAAUGUUAGGACAGAUGCGGCAACAGGGUUUUGGUGCCGUUCCUACUGAUGCUCAGCUGCCUGCAGCACCUGUGGCACCCGCAGCACCAGCGCCUGUUGAUACCCAGCCUCAGGUUUCACCUCAAGCACCACAGCAGGGCUUUUUUUUCAACCCCGCUCUUUUCGCACCCCCAGGAGAUGGGUCAGAUGAGGAAGGAGCACCACAGUAUCGUGGGUUUUACCCUCCCUACGGCUACCAGCCUGCCCAGCCGGCUGCUCCAUUGAACUCAGAUGAGGCCGAAGGAGCGGAAGAAGCAGAGGCAGCGGAGGGUGCUGAGGCAGCCGAGGCCGGAGCCGAACCUGAACCUGCUGGAACCGCUUCACCUGUCGAUGCCACUGUCGCAAACGAGAUCCUACCCAUUGAUAUCGCUGUGGAUGUUCCCGUCGAACCUGCUCCCGAAGUCAUCGCUGCUGCCGUUGAUCCGGCUCUCAUCCCCGAGGCACCGGCAGUUGCUGUGGAAAUUGACACCACUUUGGUUGGGCCUGAUGUUGCUGCUGGUGCAGGGCAGAUGUUGGUGGCUGAGGCUCCUGAUGCAGCCCAGCCAGUGCAGUGAGAGAGAUGAUCACAAGCCCUGCCCCCCCCCGCAAGAUUCUAACCAAUCAGUCACAUCGCUGACUUUAAGACCACAUCUCUGUGGUGUGAACAUUGCCGGAACAAAAAUGUGGCACAUUCCUGUUGUGUGAAAAUGUUUCCUGGCAGAUUUAUAAUAACCUCAUUGUAAGAAUUGAGCCGACACUGCUGCAGACAGCGUUACUUGUUAUAUGUCUUCUCUUUCAGUUUCUUAAAAUAAAAUGUAUUUUGUGUACUGCAAUUAAAAACCUUUUUAAUCAACUGAAA